CAGGAGGUGGCCACGCAAACUCCACGAGACGAGGGUCGAGGGAACGAAACCGACGCCGAGCCGUUGCUUCCCGGCUCGCAGCACCCGCGCUCCGGCUCGCCUUCCCUUCCCCAUGGCCGCCUCCCUCCCCUCCCCGCCCCUCCACGCGCGCCUCCUCCCGCUCCCCCUGCUCCGAAACCCUGGCUCCGCUCUCCCCGCGCGCGGCGCGCGGCGGGUCGCGAGGCCUCGGCCUCCGCGCCACCGCUGCCUCGCGAUGCCGCCGCCGUCGCGGAACGGGAGCUCCUCCUCGCCGGAGAUCGAGUGGUGCCCGGUGCCGCCGGAGCAGCGGCCGGUGAACGAGUACGAGGCGCUCGCGUCCUCCCUGCCCUUCUCCUGGGCGGCGGGGGACCUCCGCGUCUACUGCUCCCGCCUCGCGCUCACGGGCGCCGCCUUCGCGCUCUUCGUCGGGCUCCCCGUCGCCGCCUUCGGGGGCCGCGGUGGGGCUGGCGGCGACGCCGUGCACCUCGCGCUCGGGGCCACGGGGUCCGGGAUCCUCGCUGUCACGCUCGCCGUGGUGCGGAUGUACCUCGGGUGGGCAUACGUCGGCAACCGCCUGCUCAGCGCCACGGUGGAGUAUGAGGAGACGGGAUGGUAUGACGGACAGAUAUGGGUUAAAACUCCAGAAGUUCUAGCUAGAGAUCGGCUUCUAGGCUCAUUUUCUGUCAAGCCUGUGCUGAGCAGAGUGAAGUUUACUUUGGUGGGUCUGGCAGGCUCCCUGAUCCUCUGCAUUCUUCUAUACGUCAACACUGAGAACCCAAAGCAACCGUAUGAAAAUACGGGUGGGAGGGCAAUCCCUGGAGUGUACAGUGACACUGCUGCAAGGUCAUUUGAGCCGGAUGCAUUCUGUGGAGAACCUGAUCUGUCUUAGCAACGGAAAACGUGUAGCAUGGAAGAUUUUUAGAUGAUGGAAGAUAGUAUUACAGGUUCUUGCCUUUGUAAAGGGUGGAUGCAUCCAUUUCUGUUUGGAUUUUUCGAUCCAUCAGGGUAAUGUAAAUAUUUGACCAUACGUAGUACUGAUACAUUUAGACACAACUUGUGAAAAAUUACGGUGCUUGGCCCAAAAUUCAAGGGCUAAAUUGUGCUUGGAUUGACUGAAAUUUUGUUCUUCCGGGUCAAUGCUCUCGUGAAGCGAAGCUUCCUGCUAACGGGCAUGGCCUGGAAGCUGCAGAACAUCAGAAAUAUACCAGGACAAAUGCCAAUUGUUGCUUC
Molecule: messenger RNA, 1248 nt
Organism: Panicum virgatum (switchgrass)
Lineage: Eukaryota; Viridiplantae; Streptophyta; Magnoliopsida; Poales; Poaceae
Product: protein CONSERVED IN THE GREEN LINEAGE AND DIATOMS 27, chloroplastic-like
Exons: 4
Coding region: 113-907 (264 amino acids)
Source: RefSeq, a predicted model, not a curated record